This is a messenger RNA of Candoia aspera, 1334 nucleotides long. It is a transcript of the gene MRPL1, whose product is annotated as mitochondrial ribosomal protein L1. Bases 21 to 1019 code for a protein of 332 amino acids. The record is from RefSeq and is a predicted model, not a curated record. The transcript has 9 exons. Lineage: Eukaryota; Metazoa; Chordata; Lepidosauria; Squamata; Candoiidae.
GGGCUUUCCUUCCUGGCAAGAUGGCGGCGGCCGUAACGAGAUGCUGCUUCCAGAAAGUUUAUGCUCACAGUCCAAGCCAUAUUUUCUCUAGAAUUGUUCGGCAUUCUGCAGUGCUUCCUUGUUUUACCAACUUACUGGUUCCCAGUAGAAACUAUGCUGCAAAAUCAAGAAGGAAAUAUAAAAGACUCUCCCAAGAAAAAGCCCAGGCAUCAGAGCCGAAGGAUAAAGAUGACCGUUAUAAAUUGCCUUUACCAUGCGAGCCAAAAGAUGAUGUUUAUUUGACCUGGUGUUAUCAAAGACCAGUUUAUGACGCAGAAGCGGCUUUAGAGCUUUUGAAGAAGUUUCAACUGCUGGACUUUACAUCCCCUACCCAGGAAUUGUAUGUAGACAUCACCUUGGAUAUGGCAUUGGAGAAGAAGAAAACUGUGGGGCCGUUUAUUAGUACUGUUUUAUUGCCGUACCGUUACACAGAUGUCAUCCCCAAGAUUUUAGUACUUACUGAGAAUCCAGAAGAAGCCAUUCUAGCAACAGCAAAUGGAGCUGCAAUAGUAGGAGGAGUCGAGUUAAUUAAGCCGAUUUUAAAUCAGGAAAUCGAGGCAGAUUUUUAUAUCACUGUGCCUGAAAUGUCAACCAAAAUUAAUCCUUUAAGGAAUAUUCUGAAACAAAAGUACCCCACCAUAAGAAAUGAUACUGUUACUUACAAUAUUGCUGAGACGCUUAAUUUCUUCAAAAUCUGCCACGAGUAUUCAGUGACCAAUGACAACCUUAUCCAAACCCCAUUUGCAAUGCUGGAUAUGUCUAAUGAUCAGAUACUUGCCAACCUGGACACGAUUAUGAAGGACAUUUGUAAACGCAAACCUUUGAAAUAUGGUCCUUUUGUGACAAGUAUGAGCAUUCGAAGUUCAACUAGUGAAGCCUUAGAUGUAAAAGUUGAACAAUUUCUCCCUGAAGAAGCACCAGGAGAGAAGUUGAAAGAAGCUGAAAGCAUCACUGAAGAAGAAACGGAAGAAUCCAGAUAAUUAGAAGGCUGCAGAAAUGUUCUCCUUGUAUAACAAUUAUAAAGGGUUGUUCUCGUAGCCUCUUCCGCAAAUUCCGUCAAGUUCUGGUCUUGAAAGAGAGGUUUGUACCAACAUCGGAGACAACAGUUCAGUUGUCUCCAAAACUGAAGCUCCGUGGAGCUGCUAGAUCAGCAGUCCCCAAAAUGUACCUAGGCAUUGUUGGUUUUGCAGGCUCAGCACACCUGGAGAGUCUGCCCACACUAACGCUAAUGUUUCAGUGCAAGCCAUUCUCGGUUUGUAAAAAAGAUGUAAAUGCGUAUUAUUAAAAAUGAAAAG